AUGGAACAUGAACCUGCUGCCAUAAAGUUUGAAGAAGACUCGAUUUCCAGCCAAAGGUUUAGCAGCUUGGAUGAAGUGGAAAAAUGGUACAAUACUAAAAACAAGAGCCCAUUAGACGACUUGAGGAUUCCAAGGGAAUCAUUAUCACACUAUAAUCGUUUUAGAGACAACAAUGAUGAGAUAAAAGUUCUAGUGUGUCAUGAUUUCAAAGGCAAUUAUCAAGAAGGUGAAGAUGAAAAUCCAUUAGGUUAUUUUCCUCAUUCAUCUGGUCAACAUUAUUUCAUCCAGUUUCCUUCUUUGGUUGAUUUAUUCAUCUAUUUUUCUCAUUACAAAAUUGCAGUACCACCAGUGUCUUGGAUAAAUUCAUUGCAUAGACAAGGAAUACCAGUGCUUGGUACUUUAAUUUUUGAGGGUACAGAUGUCUCUGAAUCUGAUAAAUUGUUGGAAAAGAAUGAGAAUGGAGACUUCAAAUAUUUGGAAAUUCUUUGUGAAUUGGUACGGCAUUAUGGAUUUGAUGGUUGGUUGGUUAACAUGGAGUCUCACUUCAGCUCCGUGGCAAAAGCUCAAGACCUUUUGUUAUUUGACGAAGCUUUGAGAUCAACACUUCACUUAAAAGUCCCUGGUUCAAAGCUAAUAUGGUAUGAUUCAUUGAUUACACAAAAGAAUAGAGUUUUCUAUCAAAAUGCAGUCAAUGAAUGGAAUUAUGAUCAUUUUUCCACCUCAGAUCUGUUCUUCACAAAUUAUUGGUGGAAUGAAGAAGAUUUGAAAAGAAAUAUUUUGAAUAUUGGUCUGCAAGGUGUUAAGCAGAAAUUGUUUGUUGGUGUUGAUAUUUGGGGGAGAGGCUCAAAAAUAGGUAAUGGAGGGUUUGAAAGUGGUCUAGCUAUAAAUUAUUUGAAAAGAUACUCAACAAACGUGGCAUUGUUUGCACCAGCAUGGACUUACGAGAAUUUUGAAGAGGACCAAUUUUUGAUCAAAGAUCGAAAAUUUUGGAUUGGUGAUCAAACAAGCGAUGAGACAGGAGGUAGUGUUGCAACUUAUGUUUCCCAUUACACCACGCCAGUCUAUGUGAAGGAUCAGAAUGUUAAGUUUUAUACGAAUUUUAGUGUUGGUGAAGGAACAAAGUACAGAGUUUUUGCACACACUGUUUUCAAAAACAACUGGGUGAAUGGUAACCUGCAACUUCCUACACCAAUCAUUGAUAAUGAAAAACGGAUUGAUAUUUACUAUAAGGAAUCAUUUAAUGGUGGUUCAAGUUUGAAAGUAACACAAAGAAAUUCUAUUUUGAAUGAUGGGAAAUCCAACAUUCUCCAGUUAUUCUCAUUCAAAAAUGAUAUACACUCUAAUAAUCUAAACGUUUCAGUGAGCUUCAAGUACUUGUCAGAAAUUCCGCUCAAUUCAACUUUCCAGCUAGAAAUCAAGUUUUACAUUGAACGAAGAUAUAGGAGUGUUACUAGGGUUAGAGAUGGGACUUUUAAGUUGCCAUUGGCAUUUUCUAACAAAAAUUGGAAGUAUAUUGAAACAUCAUUUGCACUUCCAAGGUUACAAAUAAGGGAACAUUUCGUAUUGGAGGGGCUUCAGAUACGAUGGGUUGAUAAUGUAGAUGAAUUAAGCUCUUCAAUUGGCACAUCUGGUGACUUUACGGAAUCUUGGAUUAUUGUUCCUCAAAAUAGUGACCCAAAUGCUGUAUAUGAAUUGCUUAUCGGGGAUUUAUUGGUUGAAGGUAUCAAAACGGCAAACGGAAAUAUAGAUGCUGUCACCAAACUUUCUAGGAAGAUCACUUUGGAUUCUAGGAGUAUACUUGCAACAUGGAAAGAUGAUACUGAAGUGCUUUACUGGAUCAUUUAUGUGAAUGCAAAGUUCUUAGGAAUUGCACACAAAUCUUUAUGGAGAGUUCAAAGAGGUGACAAAUUGAGAGUUGACGUUUUCACUAGGUCAGGAAAGCUCGUCAAAGGAGAGGAUAUAUUUAUAUAG
Hansenula anomala is the source of this 1971-nucleotide messenger RNA. Its product is annotated as endo-beta-N-acetylglucosaminidase. Gene Ontology annotation, molecular function: mannosyl-glycoprotein endo-beta-N-acetylglucosaminidase activity. NCBI's taxonomy places the organism in Eukaryota, Fungi, Ascomycota, Saccharomycetes, Phaffomycetales, Wickerhamomycetaceae. Gene Ontology annotation, biological process: protein deglycosylation. The transcript has a single exon. Gene Ontology annotation, cellular component: cytoplasm. The record is from RefSeq and is a predicted model, not a curated record. Bases 1 to 1971 code for a protein of 656 amino acids.